Symbiodinium sp. CCMP2592 is the source of this 3396-nucleotide messenger RNA. The record is from the annotation of a GenBank genome assembly. Lineage: Eukaryota; Dinophyceae; Suessiales; Symbiodiniaceae.
AUGGAAAAUGUGGAACGAGCUUCUGCAUCAGAUGUGCGAUUGAGUAUCAAUGAGCAUUCGAGCAGGAAGUGCUACCUGAACUUGGUAGCGGAGCUAUCGGGUACGAUGGGACCUCGAAGCUCCUGUUGCCGAAAGAUGCAAUGGUUGGCAAUGAUGAUCAGCUUCUUUGCUGCCUUCCUUGCUCUUUGGAACUUCGCAGACCAUCAGACUGCAAAGUUCGAGCCCAAGCGCACUCACGCCUACAGUUACCAGCCGAAUGAUUGGUUGCAGACUUCCGAGAAUUCGAAUGCAGUGCAACAGGACAUGUCGAACACCCAAGAGAGCCCGUCGAAUCGACCGGAGUCUCUGGUGGAUGAAAAGGCAGGUGUGGGACUCACACCAAAUGCCUCUACGAGCUCGCCGUUGCCAACGAGUGGUUCGUUCACGCUCCUGAGUCCGAAGCAUGCAGUCGGGAAAUCCUUGCGGAUGUUUCUCGAGUGGAUGCCAAAGGAUUUUGGAGCUUGGGCGGACGCACGGCGCAACAAGUCCAUCAAACAUGGUCCUGCUGCGGAUAUGGUGUCCAUACAUAUCCAGUCGAAUCGUUCGCAUUCCGAGGCCAAUCGCACUCGAGACUAUUCCCACUUCAUCAAACCGCUGGGAGUGUUUCGGCGUGCACAGGAUAAGAACCUGCAUCGAAGGUCUUUGCAGCAGACGGGACGCAAAAGUGAGCGACGACGAUUGAAAUCCUCAAGGUCCAAAGUCAAGCAUGGGCAUGAAGCGCCCGGCCGGCUCUGGUUUAAGAUCGGUGUGCUCAUCUUCGCGAUUCUGUCGGCUGUGAUGUACAUGAUGCCUGGUGGAAUGCGUGGCUCAGCCCCAAGAACAAGUGCCCAUGUGGGCGAUGCAGGACCACCGUUCAUCGGAACCGCUACGUUGAAGGUGCCUCCUGCAUGGAGCAUUGAACGGGCAGACCACUAUAGCCUCCGGUCGUGGGUCAGCGACUUGAUUCUUUGGAGUUCUGCGACAGACCUGGAGCCACACCGUCUCGGUCCUAUCGCGGCUUUACAAGUCAACGGUAGUGCCAGAGACCUGGUUCGCGAACUCACGCCUGAGCAGCUGGCGCACGGAAUUCAAGACCCACAGACUGGACAGAACAUCACUGGGUUGAUGGUGCUUGUGAGGACUCUGAUACAGAGAUAUGCCCCACUUGAGAAUGAGGUCUCUACCAGAGCAGUAUCAGAGUUCUUGCAAUUCGCCCGAAUACCGGGUGAAACAACCGAUAGUCUUCUAGUUCGUUUCGACGUUCUUCGGAACAGGGCAGCACAACGUGGUGGCCUGGGUCUAAAUGCUACUGGUCUCAGUUGGAUACUUUUCAGGGCUAUGAAUCUUCCCCCUGAGUUGAUGGAUAGACUACUAGGCCCCAAUAACGGACAGCUGCCUCAGAACGAAAUUCAACUCGUUGAGUUGAUGGCCAGGAUCCGACGGCAGGGUCAUUUGUUUGAAGGUCGGUUUCGUCCCACCGGUCAUCAAGGCGCGACUGGUGACACGGGAGCAUACUACUUUCCCACCUUCUGCAACAACAACAACGAUGCAGAAUCAAACAUGCGGGGAGGGCUUCAGCAGCCCUGGAUUCCAUCAGAUUCCGCAGGAUCCACAGCUUUCCACGCCGCAGAUCCCACAACGCCUGUGUAUCAUGCCAGAGGUGCUCCAACCGAUGGCUGGAGUGCGUGGGAUCAGGUUCAGGGUUCUUCAGAGGUUCGUUGCUCUACUUGUGGGGUUUACUUCGAUGACGACGAUGUAUCGUCCGCAACAGACACCGACGACGAAGAGCCGGAUGAGGGCGCUCAGGCUUACGCACAUGUUGAAGUUGAUGGGCAAUGGAGGUCCGACGACGAAGCUGUAGGCGAAAGGCUCUACAUGGAUUACCUGAUCGCGAAGCGUAGAUGGAGGCGUUUCUCAAACAGGCCCCCACGUCGCUACCGGAAGUUCCCAAAUAGGCCCCGAGCAUAUGGCAAAGGUAGUCGUACUCCCUAUUCAUCCUCCUUCGCAUCUUUUCUCCCCGCUAAUGCCUUCGCCGGAGGGAAAGGCAAGCCCAAGGGUAAGACUGGUUUCGCAGGCAAGGCUUCAGGCAAGGGUCGAGGCAACCCACGUGGUAGAGACGGUCGACCGCUUAAGUGUAGCAAGUGCGGGUCAACCGAACAUUUGUGGCGGCGCUGCCCGCAAGUGGUGCAGAGUCAAGGUGGCCACAGUGCUGCCGACGCACACUUUGCCACUCCGAAUGCACAGCCAGCGCUCACCCUGCACACCAUUCAAGCCCAUGAUGCUCAUGAGACUGCUCUUGAUGACGGGCUUGAUUCCGGGAUGGCCAGUAGACUGCUGCCUAGUGUUUCGUUUGCGGCUUUCACUUCGGCACGGAGUGAGAUGAGCACACAGACUGGCUUUGAAGCUGAGCUUGAGGCUCUGAGUCAGGUGUCGUCUUUCGCGUCAAGAAACAAGCGUAAGAAGGACUCGCAACCUGAGUCAGACAGCCCAUCCCGUCAGCCGCCUUCAUGGGAACCUGGAAUGCCGUCGACUGUCAGACCUGAUGAUUCGGUGUCGCAGGUUGGAUCCGCGCUUGAAACCUUGAUCCCAGGAGCAAGGGUGCCAAAGUGUCCUCCUCCCACUCAUGUGCCGAGCGUUGCUUCCACAAGUCAUCUUGCUCAAGGCGUGAACGCAUCAGGCUCAGGUGCAGAAGCCAGGGCAAAGAGCUCAGCCGAGAGGCGUCAAGCAACGUUGCAGUUGUCGUCACUGCUGUUUCCUUGGUGGGAGAUGGAAUCAUUCGAGAGCAUGGCUCAAACUGCUUGUGCAGGUAUGUAUCACCUGCGUACAAGGAUUGCUGGUAAAGUUGGCUUGCUUGUUGAUCCCGGUGCUCAUGACAACUUGAUCGGUGGCAAUACUUCGCAGUUGCUUGCUGAGCAAUGUGCUACGACCGCCAGUCAGGGCACACUGUCAAAGACCUUGUCUGUUGCAGGUGUGGGGUCAGGAGGACAAUCCACUGACGUCACACAUCGUGUUGAUUUGUCGGUGCAUGAUGAGAUCACGGGAGACAGCGUCAAGUGUGCCUUUACUGCACCUGUCAUCGAGGGAAGUGACCUUCCUCCCUUGCUGGGUCUCAAGAGUCUUCGACGCAUGAAUGCUGUUGUGGAUUGCGGACAGCAGUUGCUUGUGUUGCCAGGUCCUGGAGGUUUGAAGCAUGAGUAUCCGCCUGGCACUGUCGCGUUGAAGUUGGAGUUGAGUCCUUCUGGUCACUUGAUACUGCCGGUUGCUCCCAAUCGUGGCUUGAGUGAGGCACAUGUCUUGGAUUUCAUGCACCACCGCACCCACGCAGACACCCAGAAGUCUGCAUCAAGACGAGUGUCGAGCCAGGAUUCCCGCAGGUGA